AUGGUAAACCCAGGCAUUCGCAAAGUCAGGGGUGUGGAAAGAGCAAAUCAGGAUAUUGAAAAUAUGUUGACCACGUGGAUGCAAGACAAUAAUAAUUCACAUUGGAGUAAGGGUUUGAGAUUUGUGCAACUCAUGAAAAACAGAGCUUUUCACGCUGGUAUUAAGCAAUCUCCUUAUGAGGCACUUUUUGGGUGUAAAGUAAAAGUUGGUUUACAGUUACCCAAUGAUUUCACGCAAAAUGUAGAAACUGAAGAAGAUUUGGAGAAAAUUAUACAGGACCUUACCAAAAAAGAAGAAGAUCCCGAAGUCUAA
Parnassius apollo (apollo) is the source of this 312-nucleotide messenger RNA. Lineage: Eukaryota; Metazoa; Arthropoda; Insecta; Lepidoptera; Papilionidae. The record is from the annotation of a GenBank genome assembly.